AUGAACACUCUUGAACGAGUUUCAGGCCCGCCGACGCUGACAUGGGCAAACGUUGGCGUCGGCUUCGCGUUCAUCGUCUUCAACGUGCUCGUGUCUGCCACACUCCGCCUCGGCGAGGGCUCGGCGUUCCUCACGGCUGCGAUAAGAUGUGUGGUACAGCUCUCGGUCAUGGGCCUCGUUCUGCAGAGGAUCAUUGAGACGGACAGCCCGUGGGCAGUUGCGGGUAUCGCUGUGUUGCUUAACUUGUUGGGGACGUUUGAAGCGGUUGCAAACAAGUCGAAGAUCCGACAUACAUUCAUGUUCAUCUCGGUGCUAAUGAGCAUGCUAUGCUCAACGAUACCCAUCUCAAUCGUCGGCUCUCGUUGGGCCAUGUCGACACAACCUUUCUGGAAGCCCGAUCAAUAUAUCCUCAUCGUUGGCAUGCUCGCUGGCAACGCUAUAUCCGGCGUCGUGAUAGCGGUCUCAUCCGUCCUCCAACAACUAUACACCGAUAGAGACAAGGUCGAGACGUAUCUUGCCUUCGGAGCCUCGCGAUUCGAAGCAUGCACCCCGAUUGCGCGGGACGCUCUGCGUCUCGCACUCAUGCCGACCAUCAGCCAGAUGAGGUACGUUUCCUCUCUUUGCCACCGUCUUCUCGUUACUGAUGAUCUCACCAGCAUCAUCGGAAUGAUCUCGAUACCCGGCACAAUGACGGGUGCCAUCCUGGGCGGCUCGUCUGUAGAGCAGGCUGCGAAGCUGCAGAUGAUCAUCAUGUUCAUGAUCUCCGCUGCGACGGCACUUUCCUCUAUUGCUGCGACCGUAGUCGCGCUAUGUGUCGUCGUCGACAGUGACCAUCGUAUUCGCAUUGAUAGAAUCCACGACCACGAGUACGUGCUUUGGCGAGCCCGAAACUGGAUUGUGAGGAAGAUAGCCACCGUGGUUUCAGCUUUGGCGAUGUCCAUAGCAAGGGCAUUCCAGGCUCACAAUAGAGACACAGAGGAGGAUGACACUGUGGGCGAAACAGGAUCGUUAUUGGGGUAG
Molecule: messenger RNA, 1020 nt
Organism: Coniophora puteana RWD-64-598 SS2
Lineage: Eukaryota; Fungi; Basidiomycota; Agaricomycetes; Boletales; Coniophoraceae
Exons: 6
Coding region: 1-1020 (339 amino acids)
Source: RefSeq, a predicted model, not a curated record